CAACACUACAACUGACUGAAUCAGCUGCUCGAAUCAGAAUCUACGCACAAAUUGAGACAAAGUUCAACUUAAAAACGAAAGAAGAGAUUACUGAAGCGCACAACGAUGAUUGUCUCACGCCUGGCAUUCCCCAUUAGUCAUGCCCUGCAGCGGGUAACGCGCCGUGUGGCGGAACACCCCCACAACCUAAGGAUCCUGCAGCGCCACAUGUCCAGCGUGUACUUCCGCAGUGGAGCCAUCAAACCGAAGCCCGAGGAGAUGCCCUUCGGCCUGCUGGCCAUCUUCUGUGCCGUCAUACCGGGACUCUUCGUGGGCGCCACCAUCAGCAAGAACGUGGCCAACUUCCUGGAGGAGAACGAUCUGUUCGUGCCCGCGGAUGACGACGACGACGAGGAUUAGGCAUCCGGACACUUGACAAUCUUCAUGUGGGAGUGCCUCCUAGUCGGAAUAAAUAUGUUCGGUUGUAGCUCCACGUUGCCCCACGCAGAGGAACCCUGCUCUCGGGCAUAUAUUUAUUCAUUAAUUAGCCUCCUUUUUCUACUCUUAAGAAUCCUGCAUUUUAUGUGUUUUGUGCUGUAUUCUUGAAAUCCCGCUUUGAUAUUUCGUCUAUCUGAAUGUUAACUAUGCUCGUUAAGUAAUUGAAUGAGGUAGAAUUAAAUAAAGUUUAUUCGACUAUGCUUAAAACUUGUGUUAUUAUAUAAUGAUGCUCUGCUACAUAUAUAGCAUUUCAUAUGAAACAACUAUUAUAUAUGUACGUUUACAUUUAAUAGAAAUCAAAAACUUAAAUAUAAACAUCCAAGUUUGGUCAACCCACCCACAUUCCGCUGAAAAAUGAAACACUCGCUCUUGCCGAAGUGGAAUUUUAUUGUAAUUAAAUUUGUUGGGUGUACAAAGGUAUGUUUUAAGGACUUUCUCUGCGUUUAUUACAAUUUCUUUAAAUGGUUUCAAUUGCUGGGCUUUUGCUUCGAAGAUGCGCAGUCAAGUUGCAACGAUCCUAUUUUUUCUUGAAUCAUACAAAUUAUGUUUUAUUUCGCUUUAAUAUAUAAGGAUACAUAUAUAUCUGCUAUAUAUAGAAGUGUGUUGACUUGCGUAUAUUUCGUGAAAAGUAAAAGUUUUCCUCAAUUUUCCCUUGAACGAACAUUCCAAUUCGGGUUUUGGUUAUGUUUUCUGUAUUACUCUCAUUAUUUUGUUUGCUUUUUUUAAAUAUUUUUGCAUUUUCUGCAUACAUGUGGUUUUGUGUUUUGCAAUUUUUUCAAUCAUUUUUCCUUGGGUUUUUAUUUGUUUUUAGUUUUCGAUUUGUUUAAUAAAAAAAUAUGUAUUUCACUGCCCCGAGCGGCGACUUUUGUUUUACUUCCGCUUGCGUUAAUAUAUCAUUUUGUGUAUGUAUGGUGUAAAAACAUUAUUUACUGGUAAUAUUUUCUCGAUUCCCUUUGUAACAACAG
Molecule: messenger RNA, 1442 nt
Organism: Drosophila yakuba
Lineage: Eukaryota; Metazoa; Arthropoda; Insecta; Diptera; Drosophilidae
Gene: EMRE
Product: essential MCU regulator, mitochondrial
Exons: 1
Coding region: 106-399 (97 amino acids)
Biological process (GO): mitochondrial calcium ion homeostasis; calcium import into the mitochondrion
Cellular component (GO): mitochondrial inner membrane; uniplex complex
Source: RefSeq, a predicted model, not a curated record